This is a messenger RNA of Vigna angularis (adzuki bean), 2742 nucleotides long. RefSeq lists its product as uncharacterized. The annotation marks the transcript as partial. Gene Ontology annotation, molecular function: zinc ion binding; nucleic acid binding. Lineage: Eukaryota; Viridiplantae; Streptophyta; Magnoliopsida; Fabales; Fabaceae. The record is from RefSeq and is a predicted model, not a curated record. The transcript has 5 exons. Gene Ontology annotation, biological process: DNA integration.
GAAAUGAGAGCUGCCUUGAGGAGGAGGCAUGUACCAGCCUACUAUGAUAGGGAGAUAAUGGAUAAACUCCAUAAACUCCAACAAAGGAAUAUGAGUGUUGAGGAAUAUAGACAAAAAAUGGAGUUACUCAUGUUGAGAGCUGGGAUAAGAGAAGAACCUAGGAUAACAAUAGCUAGGUUUCAAAGUGGACUUAACUAUGACAUAAGAGAUAGGGUUGAACUUAUACCAUACAAUGAUCUCAAUGAGUUAAUCCAACUUUGUGUGAGGGUUGAGCAACAACUAAAGAGGAAAAGCUCCACCAAGAAAGAUUACCCUCAUAGUUCUUACCAUAAGAAAGAGUAUAAGAGGGAGGGUAGUCAAACCAAGCCAAGAUAUGAAGACAGAGAGAGAGAGAGAGGAAAAGAAAAAGUUAAAGAACCUUCAAGAGAUCAUAAGAGUAAGGAGACUAAGUGCUUUAGAUGUGGGGAAAAAGGGCACUAUGCAUCUGAGUGCCGCAAUAGAAAGUCAACUUACAUCCUUGAGCAUGAGAGUGAAAGUGAGGGUUCUUCAUAUAGUGAGUCUGAGACAUCCACUUCUGAAGAAGAAGAAGCUUUACCUUGUGAUGGUGACUUACUUAUGGUAAGGAGACUCUUGGAAAGUAAACAUGUAGAAUUAGAACAGUCACAAAGAGAGAACCUAUUCCACACAAGAUGCAAAGUUUUAGAAAAGACAUGUUCAAUGAUAGUGGAUAGUGGCUCUUGUUGCAACUGUUGUAGUUCUAGAAUGGUAGAGAAGCUUGGCUUAACAACUACUCCUCAUCCUAAACCUUACAAACUUCAAUGGAUCAAAGAGGAUGAUGGAAUAGUAGUUAAAGAACAAGUAAGUGUACCUAUUUCCAUUGGCAAAUAUGAAGAUCAAAUUGUUUGUGAUAUAGUACCAAUGGAAGCUGGGCACAUAUUACUUGGAAGACCUUGGCAAUAUGAUAAACAAGAAUUUGAUGAUAUAUUUCCCAAAGAGGUACCAAGUGGAUUACCACCUUUAAGGGGAAUAGAACAUCAAAUAGAUUUGGUGCCUGGGGCAAGCCUACCCAAUAGGCCAGCCUAUAGAACCAACCCUAUGGAAACAAAAGAAAUAGAGAAACAAGUUAAUGACUUGUUGAACAAAGGGUGGAUCCAAAAGAGUUUAAGUCCCUGUGCUGUGCCUGUGUUGUUGGUCCCUAAAAAGGAUGGGUCUUGGAGAAUGUUGGGAAAAGAAGGUGUACAUGUUGAUCCAGAGAAGAUCAAGGCUAUACAAGAAUGGCCAACCCCUAAAAAUGUAGGAGAUGUGAGAAGUUUUCAUGGGUUAGCAAGUUUUUAUAGGAGAUUUGUGAAAGAUUUCUCCACCAUAGCUGCUCCUUUAAAUGAGCUAGUCAAGAAAGAUAUGCCUUUUAUUUGGGGUGAUAAGCAAGAGUUGUCUUUUGAGACUUUGAAACACAAGUUAACACAUGCACCUAUUCUAGUUUUGCCUGAUUUUUCCAAAGCCUUUGAACUAGAAUGUGAUGCAUCUGGGGUAGGAAUAGGAGCUGUUUUAAUACAAGGAGGACAUCCCAUAGCUUACUUUAGUGAAAAACUUAGGGGGCCUACCUUAAACUAUCCUACCUAUGACAAAGAGUUGUAUGCCCUCAUUAGAGCUUUAAAAACUUGGGAGCAUUACUUGGUAACUAGAGAAUUCAUCAUACACACUGACCAUGAAUCUCUCAAGUACAUUAAAGGGCAAGCAAAGCUAAACAAAAGACAUGCAAAGUGGGUGGAAUAUCUUGAGCAAUUUCCCUAUGUCAUCAAACACAAAAAGGGAAGUACUAAUGUUGUUGCGGAUGCUUUAUCUAGAAGACAUGCAUUAUUAGGGUAUCUUUUUAAUAAAGGAAAACUUUGUAUACCCCAAGGAUCCAUUAGAAAACUUCUUAUCAAAGAGAGUCAUGGAGGAGGACUCAUGGGCCAUCAUGGAGUUGAUAAAACUCUAAACAUUUUGAAAAGUAAAUUUUAUUGGCCACACAUGAGAAUAGAUGUUCAAAGACAUUGUUCUAAAUGUAUAGCUUGUUUACAAGCUAAGUCCAAAAUUAUGCCUCAUGGACUCUAUACACCUCUUCCUAUAGCUAAUACCCCUUGGGAGGACAUAAGCAUGGACUUUGUCUUAGGAUUGCCAAGAACUCAAAGGGGGUAUGAUUCUAUAUUUGUGGUAGUAGAUCGUUUUAGUAAAAUGGCUCAUUUUAUACCCUGCCACAAAGUAGAUGAUGCUAGCUAUAUCUCUAGACUCUUCUUUAAAGAAAUAGUGAGAUUGCAUGGCUUACCCAAAACUAUAGUGUCUGAUAGAGAUGUGAAGUUUCUAAGCCAUUUUUGGAAAACUUUAUGGGAAAAGCUUGGAACUAAACUUCUAUUUUCUACUACAUGUCACCCACAAACUGAUGGGCAAACUGAAGUAGUAAAUAGAUCUUUAUCUACAUUAUUAAGGGUAAUAUUAAGAGGAAAUAACAAAUCUUGGGAUGAACAUCUACCUCAUAUUGAAUUUGCUUAUAAUAGAGUAGUCCACAAGACUACUAAUCUUUCUCCUUUUGAGGUUGUUUAUGGUUUUAACCCUAUCACACCUCUUGAUUUACUACCUCUUCCCCUAGUUUGGCUUCAUUUGAGAAAGGAAAGAUUUCCCUCUCAAAGGAAAUCCAAACUUAGUCCAAGAGGAGAUGGUCCAUUCAAGGUGGUCAAAAAGAUAAAUGAUAAUGCAUACAUAUUA